Molecule: messenger RNA, 1287 nt
Organism: Pseudomyrmex gracilis
Lineage: Eukaryota; Metazoa; Arthropoda; Insecta; Hymenoptera; Formicidae
Gene: Prdm13
Product: zinc finger protein Xfin
Exons: 3
Coding region: 1-1287 (428 amino acids)
Cellular component (GO): nucleus
Source: RefSeq, a predicted model, not a curated record
AUGUAUCCUCUAAUUCCAGAAAAUGAAACAACAGACAGAAGAUUAGAAAGAUGUUUGUCCCAAACAUUCAUCAACUUAUCUAGAUCAAGUUUUAGUUUGGACAAACCGGUCGUUCAAGCUGCUGGAAUUCUUCACGAAAAUUCUACCACAGAAAUUAUCAACGUGAAUGUAUUAUCUCAAAGAAAUACAUCGAAUAUUGUCGAGAUUAUUGAAGCUGGCGGUCGACUUUUUGCAAAAGAAUAUGUAAAUCCGUGCUGUUGGCUAAAAAUUAUCACAUUGGCCACAGACAGUCAAAGUCACAACGUUCUACUUAUGUUCAAUGAUGGUGCGGGACUUAUAUUAAAAACAACAAGAAAUAUUUUAUCAGGAGAACCGUUGUUGAUGUGGUUCGACGACAGUAUUCUGACGUUAUUAAAUAUCCCAUUUAUUAGACCGGUGAAUUGUAAUUUUCAAGGUUCAGUAUCGUACAGAUGUCACAUUUGCAACACCUCCUUCGAGUACCCGAAUCCUUUGAAAUUGCACUUGGCAUUGGACUGCGGUCGAAUGGACAUCAGUUACAUCUGGACGCUCUUGUCGAGCAAGAUCGUUUCUUCGAGGUCGAGUCUGUUUCUUAACCGAUAUCCGGGACGAAAUUUCACGUUCGAACUAAAUCCUCUGCCCGUCUUCGGGUCGUUAAUGCUGCCGGUCGGUAGCCCGUCGCACACAGUAUCGAAAAGCGAUACCAAUCGUUCACUGAGAAACGACUCGCCGUGUUCAUCGAACGAAAAGUCACCUCCGUCCUCGAAUAAUCCCUCGCCGAUCUCCACGUAUCCCUUACCGGAGAUCUUACCGAAUCCGUCGACUUACGAGUCGCGCGUCGGGAGCGGUCUGAUAAGUCGUCAUUCAACUUCGAGGCCUUACUGGGUCGCAGAGAGACCGGAUCUCGAGAGAAUGGAUCCCGCGGACGUCGAGAGAAUCGCCAGCGAUAUGGGCAAGUGUGGCAUGGGUUACAAGUGCAUCUUCUGCGGGAAGAUCUACUCGAGAAAGUACGGCCUGCGAAUUCACAUAAGGACGCACAACGGAUACAAGCCGCUACAGUGCAGAAUUUGCGCGCGUAGAUUUGGUGAUCCCAGUAAUCUCAACAAACAUGUGAGACUGCACGCGACGGACGAUAGUCCUUACAAGUGCGGGGUCUGCGGUAAGGUGUUGGUCAGGAGACGGGAUCUCGAGAGGCACAUAAAUUCUAGGCAUAAUCUGGAUAAGAGCGAACUUUCCGUUUCUUCAAGCAGCGAAAUCGACGGAGAUUGA